AUGGGAUGUUCUCAGUCAAAGUUUGGUGACGACGAAGCUGUUCAGAUCUGCAAAGACAGGAGACGUUUCAUCAAACAAGCAGUGGAGCACAGGACUAACUUUGCUUCUGCCCACAUUGCUUAUAUCCAGUCUCUGAGGAAAGUUUCAGAUGCUCUACGCGAAUACAUCGAAGGAGACGAGCCACACGAGUUCUUGCUAGAUACAUUUGUUACUCCUGUGAAGAGAACAAGCAGCUCAGGUGGCUUCAUCGUGUUAUCAUCUCCUUCUUCCAAAAUGAUUCAGAGCAAAGGAGAUUCGGAAAUGGAAGUCAAUUACUUGAUGGCUAGUGGAAGCAGACCGGUUCUUGUUGAAGAAAAGCCUCCUACAUCACCUGAGACUCUCCAUGUUGAGACUUAUGGAGCAGAUAGUUUCUUUGGGAUGAACAUGAAGCCUGAGCUCAACAGUAUACCGCCUCCUUCGCCACAGAACUCUCAGUGGGACUUCUUUUGGAAUCCAUUCUCUUCACUGGAUUCUUACGGAUACGGUUAUGAUAACCGGAGUGGUAUGGAGGACGAGACCAAACGGUUGAGGCGGGUUAGAGAGGAAGAAGGGAUUCCUGAUCUUGAAGAAGAUGAGUAUGUAAGGUUUGAGGACAUGAAAGAAAGAUAUGAUCUUGAUGGAGUUAGUAAAACGGAUCAAGAACAUGUUAAUGAGCAAUUCAAGAAUUGCAUUGGAAAUCAAGAACGGCAAAGCGUUGAGGUGUCCAGAGGAGGAACUACAGGGGAUCAUGUAGUUACAACAGCAGAUGAUGGAAAAGGAGGAGAGACACCUGGCUACACUGUGUACAUGAAUCAAAGGCCAACGAGCAUGGCACAAGUUGUUAAAGAUCUUGAAGAUCAGUUUGGGAUCAUAUGUAACACUGCUAAAGAAGUCUCUGGUUUAUUGGAAGCUAGUCGAGCUCAAUACACAACAACCUCUAACGAACUCAGCGCCAUGAAAAUGCUGAAUCCAGUAGCUUUGUUCCGGUCGGGCGGCUCCUCAAGAUCUUCUUCUUCCUCAUCAAGAUUCUUGAUCAGCUCUUCAGGAGGUUCCAAGGAGAGUGGAUUUGAAAGCAGUAGUGACUUUUCAGAGGAGUCUUGUAUGCUUUCUGGUAGCCAUCAAUCAACAUUGGACAGACUAUACGCUUGGGAGAAGAAGCUCUUUGAUGAAGUUAAGUCUGGAGACAAGGUACGGAUUGAAUAUGAGAAGAAAUGUUUGGUGCUAAGGAACCAUGAUGUGAAAGGAGACAACUCUUCAGCGGUUGACAAAACAAGAGCUACAAUCAGAGACUUACACACUCAGAUGAAGGUCUCUAUACACUCAAUCGAAUCUAUCUCGGAAAGGAUCGAGACUCUCCGCGACCAAGAACUUCUUCCUCAGCUUCUUGAGCUUCUUCAAGGAUUAGCUAGGAUGUGGAAAGUGAUGGCAGAGUGUCACCAGAUACAGAAGCGAACGUUGGACGAAGCCAAGCUAUUACUUGCAAACCGUCACAAGAAGAGACAACAGACCACUUCAUCACUACCGGAGAUCAACUCUCAAAGACUAGCUCAUUCGGCUCUGAAUCUUGUGACUCAGCUACGAAACUGGAGAGCUUGCUUCCAGUCAUGGAUCACUUCUCAAAGAUCCUACGUUCUGUCUUUAACCGGGUGGUUACUUAGAUGUUUUAGAUGUGACCCUGACCCUGAGAAAGUUACAUUAUCAUCUUAUCCUCACCGGAUAUACGAUGUUUGCAUAGAAUGGUCAAGGCUGCUCAACGUGUUGAAUGAGAAGCCUGUGCUAGACAAACUCGAUUUCUUUGCCUCUGGGAUGGGAUCUAUCUUUGCUCGGCAGCUUAGGGAAGAUUCAUCGUCUCAGGGAAGAGGUGGUGAGAGCAUGGAGCUUGUUGAAGCUGACAAGGUAGAAGAAGAGAAGAUGAUGGCUGCUGAGAAGUUGGCUGAGAUUGCAGUUAAAGUGCUCUGCCAUGGAAUGUCUGUUGCAGUGAGCUCACUCGCUGAGUUUGCCAUAAGCUCAGCUGAUGAACACUCGAAGCUCGUUAGCCAUCCAGAGGACGCCACUUCAGGGCAGGAUCCGGUCCAUCCGGAGCAAACCGGGAUGUAA
This is a messenger RNA of Microthlaspi erraticum, 2115 nucleotides long. NCBI's taxonomy places the organism in Eukaryota, Viridiplantae, Streptophyta, Magnoliopsida, Brassicales, Brassicaceae. The record is from the annotation of a GenBank genome assembly.